GAAGAAAAGUUUCUCUUAAUGUGCUGUUUCUUUUACAACCAAGACAAGGCUUAAAACACCUGCUUUUCUCCCACCAGUCAUUGUUUUGAUUAAAGAGGAGGAAAACCAAAACAAACAUCUUAUGUAGAAGAUACAGAGCUGUUUUGAAGAGCUUCCUUUACAAGCGCUUCUCUUGAGACUCUAUCUCUCUCAUAGAGUGGAUCUCUUGUCUGAGCUACCUUUCUCUGUGAACAGGAAUUCAAUGAAAAUAUAAGAAAUAUGCCUCAAAUUAAUGACAUCUGAACUUGGCAAGUCUGUGAACGACUGCAGUUACUACUUGGACAGGAAAUACGGAGAGAGAAAAUAACUGUGCUUCAGAAGAGAAUAUGUUGUGAAGAGAUGACUUGUUUAGAAGACUUCUUAAAGACAGCAAUAAAGAAAAUGCUUUAUCUUAGAACAAAAGCAUGGUGACUCCAGAAUAUUGCAUCACCAAAUGAGGAACCCACAAGCAAGACAUAACUUUUACUUGGCGGCACCUGACUUGCUGGAUCCCAAAUCGGCCACUCAGAACUCCAAACCAAGAUUAUCAUUUUCCACCAAGCCUACCGUGCUCGCUUCACGGGAGGAAAACGAUUCAGCCAUUAAUGUUAUGAAAUGGAAGACAGUCUCAACAAUUUUUCUGGUGGUAGUCUUGUAUUUAAUAAUUGGAGCAACAGUAUUUAAAGCCCUGGAGCAGCCUCACGAGACGUCCCAGAGAACCACCAUUGUGAUUCAGAAGCAGACGUUUGUAUCUCAGCAUUCCUGUGUGAAUGCAACAGAGCUUGAUGAACUGAUUCAGCAAGUAGUGGCAGCAAUAAAUGCAGGAAUCAUACCUUUAGGAAACACAUCUGCUCAGAUCAGUCACUGGGACUUGGGAAGUUCCUUCUUCUUUGCUGGCACUGUUAUUACCACCAUAGGCUUUGGAAACAUCUCCCCACGCACACAAGGUGGAAAGAUAUUCUGUAUCAUCUAUGCCUUAUUGGGAAUUCCUCUGUUUGGUUUUCUGUUGGCUGGUGUUGGAGAUCAACUAGGGACAAUCUUUGGAAAAGGAAUUGCCAAAGUAGAAGAUACCUUUGUUAAAUGGAAUGUGAGUCAGACAAAGAUUCGCAUAAUUUCAACAAUAAUAUUCAUACUGUUUGGCUGCGUGCUGUUUGUUGCCCUUCCUGCAGUUAUAUUCAAGCACAUAGAAGGCUGGAACACAUUAGAUGCAAUUUACUUUGUGGUUAUCACUUUAACUACCAUUGGAUUUGGUGACUAUGUUGCAGGGGGAUCAGACAUUGAAUACCUAGAUUUUUAUAAACCAGUGGUGUGGUUCUGGAUCCUUGUUGGGCUGGCUUACUUUGCAGCUGUCCUCAGCAUGAUUGGAGACUGGCUAAGGGUCAUAUCAAAAAAGACAAAGGAAGAGGUCGGGGAGUUCAGAGCCCACGCUGCAGAGUGGACAGCAAACGUCACCGCCGAGUUCAAGGAGACUCGAAGGCGCCUGAGCGUGGAGAUCUAUGACAAGUUCCAGCGGGCCACCUCCAUCAAAAGGAAGCUCUCUGCAGAACUUGCUGUCAACCACAACCAAGACCUGACCCCCUGCAAGAGAACACUGUCAGUGAACCACCUGACCAGCGAGAAGGACCUCUUGCCAGCUCUGACAAAGACGGACAGCAUUUACAUGAAUGGUUUGACGCCGCACUGUGCAGCAGAAGAGAUAGCCGUGAUCGAGAACAUUAAGUAGCCAUGACUUUGGAUCCCAGCCCUUGGGAUGCUCUUGGCUUAGACUAGCCAUACACCUUUUUUUUUUCCACCCUGUCGAUGACCAGUGCUAGCAGCAUUUUAUAUGUGUGCAUGAGUUCCACAGAAAAACUACAGUCCCGAGUUACCAUCGCAUCUCUUCAGAGACACAUAGAUGAAUGGCACUGCUGUUUCCAAAAGAUGCUGGAACAAGCAAUGUUUUCUGCCUUUAUCUGCCCAGACUGUUUUUCACUUCUAAUGUGCCAUACGGCCUCACGAAUGAAUCUCACUUGUUUAUGGUAACAAUGUAGCUUUGAGGGAUCAGUCCUUAAAAUUUCAGGGUCUACCUUACUGAGCCUAGGAAUGGACAAUUUCUGGACUACAACACAUUUGUAAAUGGCAAGAAAUUCUUAUGCAGCCUUUUACCUAAGAAAUUUUGGUCAGUGCCUUAUCUUUUGAAGAACCAGAACCUCUACAGUUCCUGUAUGACUUUUGUUUGUUUGGGUUUUUUGCAUGAGAAGUGUAUUUCAUUUAAGCCUUUCGUUCUUCUUGAAAUGGUGGUGUUUCGAAGGUGUCUGUUGUGAAGAUACCAACCAGCAUGAAUGAAUGCCAAAACUCAACAAUCAUCAAUUGAUGUUGUUAGCUCCAAAUUUAAAGGCACUGCAGUUUCAAAAGUUGCAAACCUGUCCCCUGGAAGCAUUUUGUUUUACUCAGGUCCAGCUGAUACUUGUUCAUGCUGACUUGUAGGAUUUGCAGGCCCUUUUUCAGGUCUUAGUUUUUCCAAGCAGUGUUCAGCAGUUGUUUUUCUCUGCACCAGAUGUACCAAAAAAACCUGCAGCUUAUCUAUCACUAAAUUAUUUGGUAGAUGACAAGAGCAAGUAAAAUUUACUGUUUUGAUGAGAGGCAGGGGGAGGCUUUAAAUUGCUGUGUUCUAAUAAUCACAUUAAAAAAAAAAAAAACAAUGCAGAAGAAUACAGCUAUUUUUAAUAAACAUAAGCCUUCUGCCAGGUAUUAGGUAUGAAAAGGAUUCUUAAUUUCCUUUUUAAGCCAAGUCACCCCAGAGGCUACAUGAUAUUUUACCCAGGAAUCCUGGUGGAGUGCUUUCCUGAAUGUCACGUGGGCUGCCUGUGCCAGAGCUGUGGCUAACGUGGGAAUGCAAUUGAAACUGGUAUCACUGUGACUUUUUACAUUUCAAAUAGAAAUGGCUCUGAAUAUCAAUGCAGGCAUGAAGAAGAGCUGAUAAAUAGCACAAUCUGAAUACCGAUGGUUGUUCAGAUAGGAUAGGCUGACAAGAAGCAGAUCUAAACCAGACUAUGUUUUUCUUUAUUGGUUUUAAGAAAACACAUUAAUUUUGUAACUUCUGUUUUGCUUAUAGGUGUACAUGAGAUUCAGAAGAAAUGCAGGAUGGAAUGGAUAAUUUUGCGUUUUUUUCCUUACGUUAGUCUGUUGUAACCUGGCUGUACAUAAAAUGAAUAGAACAGGCCUUAAAGAAAAAUUUAGGCUCUGUAAAUUAAAAAAGAAUGGGACUUUGCUGAUUGGGCAUGAUUCAAGUGGCAAAUCUUACAGCAUCUCUGACCAUUAGAUAACAUACAAGAUAUGAAUGUUCAUGUUUUUUGGAUGCUUCGCUUGUUUUCUAAUAAAUAUAAGUUAAUAUGUACAUUCAGUGUAAAUAUCAGUCAAUUAACAUUUACAGAGAGUACGCUUUUAAAACUAAGAAAGUUCCAUGACACAGCACCGAGCAAUGCUCUUAUAACAAAGACCCUUGUCUCCCCAGCACAGUGUUCUGAAUGUCCACAUGGCAAGGGUUCCUCUUGCCAUGUAUAAACUGUGAAUUGUAAUGAAAAAUAAAGUUUUUAAUUAAAAUAAAUUUUCCUGAAUCUCCUGCUUGCUACAACUGGAAUGCUAAGGAAUAAUUUGUGAAACUGAUUUUUAUGCUUUCAUUGGUUACAGAAUAUAGCAGUUUGCCAUCUGCUUUAAUUUAAGCUGGUUUAGCAAUAAAGGCUUGACUUACCCAGCACAGAAACUACUAUUUUUUUUCCUUGAUAUUAAAAAAUAUGCUCUUUGGUUGUCAUACCUAAAGUUGUGUUUCUUGCUGUUUUGUUUCAAAAACUCAUCAGGAUUCUGUUUCUUCCAUCGUAUGCUACAGAGCUCUCGCCAGUUGCUCCAUCCUUGCCCUGGGGGAGGUGCAUGGGGCUCUGCCCCUCAGUGCUGCUGGCUCUCCUGUGGUUGCUGGUACCUUUCUGCAGUGUGUGAACGAGCACCUCGAAGGACAGUAGCCUUUCAUACUGCAGCAGUUUUUUCUGUGGUCAAUAUUUUCCAGGGGCCUCUUUAAUUAGGUUUUGGCCAAGGGAAUGAGAACCCACACCAGCCUGGUAAGUGAGGAAGACUGGGGUUUUUGUAUUGUUUCAAUCUGAUAUGUGUGGGUUGUGUUUUAGUGCCUUUUGGAACUGAUUUUUCAGAAAGGGACAGAUAAUGCUCAAAGUUUAUUGUCCUUGAUUCCCUGAGAUAUCUUAGGUUAAAGCCUUCUUUCCUGUUACUAACCUCUAACCAGCUUGUUUCCAGUUACCAACCUAUGGAAGUGCUGGACUUUGUGGUUUCUUUCACUUUAAAGAGUCUCAGGACCUGCUGAAAAAAACCUAUUUUCUGGAGAUCCUGUGGCAAUGUUUGAGAUACAAGUAUGGAUAC
Messenger RNA from Motacilla alba alba, 4422 nucleotides. RefSeq names its product potassium two pore domain channel subfamily K member 2 (gene KCNK2). The coding region runs from base 473 to 1741 and encodes 422 amino acids. The record is from RefSeq and is a predicted model, not a curated record. Gene Ontology annotation, cellular component: membrane. Gene Ontology annotation, biological process: stabilization of membrane potential; potassium ion transmembrane transport. The transcript is spliced from 9 exons. NCBI's taxonomy places the organism in Eukaryota, Metazoa, Chordata, Aves, Passeriformes, Motacillidae. Gene Ontology annotation, molecular function: potassium ion leak channel activity; outward rectifier potassium channel activity.